ACCAUCAGUGCCAUUUACACUAAACACUAAACCUGUUUAGCUUAGCUAAACGUAUGAUACUUGCGUUGCCUCCUUGGUGAGGGUUCAGAUGCGGUCUUGGAUGAAUGUCUUGAUGGUUCCAGGGUUUUAGACUUGCACUCACGUUCCUCUGGUGUGAAGAGUGAUGAACUCCAAAGAUGUCCUGACUCGUGAUGAUUGAGGGUUUCUUCCCAGGUAAAAUAUGAAAAGAGCUAAGUGAUCUGCUGGUUAAAAGAAAGUCAAGGCGGCAAGGCCUGGCACAAACUUAAGGGUUGCAGAGGUACUCAAAUUCACAUCUUCUCAGCGUCCCACAGAACAGCAGCUUGGGCGGGGGUCCCGCUUUCAGAGGACAAGAAGUCGUGAGACGUGGAAGAGACCAAAAAGAAAAGAAGACUGGGGCGCGACACACCUCUUGUGGGUCAAAGAGCCAAUGAUAUCUUGAACUUUUGGGGGGAGAGUUUUAUGACUCUUUGUCUCUAAGCAUGCUAAUUUGCUUAUGCAUUGGAUUGGAGAUUAAUAGACAACUAGUAAAGAUUCUUCGAACCCUAAUAUUUAGCAAAUACAUUAACAUGUAAUAUACACUCUCAGUUAGAUCACGUGAAAUUAACUAGUGAUUUGUAAUAAACAUGCAUUAAACAUAAUACAAAGAGACUUACACAAGAACAAUAACAAAAUAUAUGUGACCUGAAGGAUGUGUGUGCCCAUUCAAGGUUUUCCUGUAAAUUAAUUAGACAAGAGGUCCUUUGUUGAGGACCAGUGUUAUCAGUUGGUUGCCAGGAGAACCAGAGGCUUGUUUUUGGAGAUGUCUUUUUUACAGCAUUUGACAUUAAUUGCUUUUAUCAAUUUAACCUAUGAUAAUCUUUUUAAUGGAAAUAUUGGUUAAUCUAUAUGAUAUUGUGACAUAUCCUCAUUUAUGAUCAUGAACAUGGCUGUAAAUUACUUUGCUGUUUUGCUGUGAACAUAUUUAAUGUCAUUUUCUCAACAUUUUACAUUUAGCAAACCCUUUUAUCUGAAGAAACUUUAUCAGUUUGAAGUAGUGUAGCCAUGCUCUAAGUUUGAGCAUCAGGAAAGUGCUUCUCCACAUUUAUUCAGGUUGAAAUGUAAAUAUGUUUACAAACAAAUGUUAAAAUAUAGUUACAGUACUUUUUAUAACGUUCGCACGGCUAAGUUAAUAAUAAGCAUCACAUGUUAUUGUUUAAUAUAUGCAUUAUGCUAGAAAAUCUCUGAAAGCACCGAUAUUGUGUGUUAUAAAAAGAAUGAACCUUUACAAAAAACUUAAUUUAAGAAAGGGGUGUUAAUUUUAAUUUUUUUCCUUUUAAUGUAUAACUGUAUUGAAGCCAACUAGGGUACGUUUACCCCCGCAAUAAAAAUUGUACCCAUAAACUCUUAAAACGCUUUUCUUUAGGCAACCAGAGAGGAAAGGGAAAUGCUGACACUCUUCCUCUGAAGUUUUUCUGAGAUCACCCAAAUACACAGAGACACACCUACUAAGUUUACACUCAUAAUACAGACCACCAGCAACACUUCUUCACUCACACCGUCUGAUUAUUAACUUUAAAAAAACAAAACUGCUUACUGAUGCCAAAAUCAUACACCACGCGCCUCCUGCAGGAUUGGACGAAGUAGCUGGACCUUCGUUUUCUCUUCCCCUUCACUAUUAAAGUCUUAAGAUCAGUUCCGUCACCUGCGCGCUUUUCCGAGGUGUCGCGCGAUGAGCGCGUGAUCGACCUCACCACUCGCCUCUCCUCGCGGAGCUCUGUCGGGAUGUCCGCCGCGGUUCGUAGAAACUCGUCCAAAACCGGGAACGGCUUGGAGUCCGGUCCGGACGGAAUUCGGGAGAUGCGCCGAGAACCGUCCGCUGAGUCCACGCGCAAUGAAUUCGAUAAGAUGAUGGAGUCUUCAUCUAGAGACUUUAAGACCUCAAGAGGAAGCAUCAAAUGUACUUCAGGACCUCCUGAUGAUAAUAUACCAACAGUAUUGGCUAUGCAGCUGGCUAUGGUGGAGGGUCCGGAUCGACUUCCUGCCGAUGAGGGCACACAGGAAGUGCUUUGCAGGAAGCUUUGUGUGCUGGAAGCCGACCUCUCAGGGGUCGUGACCUUAAUCUCUGAGCUGUCUGCUCAUUUUGUGUCCAUCAACAGUGAGGAAAAGACUAUAUUUAUCACCUUUAAAACACUCGAAGAAAUAUGGAAGUUCAGCACAUACCACAAAAUGGGCUUCUUGGGUCAGUGUAUGGAAAACCUUCUGAUGAACCAGGAGUUCUGGUUAAUCUCCCUUGAUCAGCAUUCGGGAAUUGAGAUCUCAAUCAAAGAGGAGACACUAAAUCUGAUGUAUAGAGGCUUUCUAAUGCAAGAAGGGUCUUUCUUUGGAUGCUGCACAGCAAAUCAGAUGUUUGAUAGCUCUACGUCAGGUAGCGACCUUUAUCUGGAGAAGGGGGAUAUCGCUUUGUUUGAGCCUCCAUUCCUAGGAUCGGGUUGGACAGUGCUGUCACUUGCAGAUGGAGCUAGAGGAACCAAACCAAAACCGGCUCUGGAGCCGGUCAUCCCCUUUCAUGAGUGGUUUCUAAAGUCCUGCCCAGAGAGUAUAUUAGUGGGUGGUGGUAAGGACACAAGCGACCUUCCCUUCCAGAUUGCAGUCGGGGUCUGUGAGGCCACAGAAGAGCAUGAUGCCGGUGGACCAGAUGAACUGAGUUUCCAGGCUGGUGAACGAAUCAUCAUCCUAGGCCUACUGGUGGCUGGUUUUGAUUGGUUUAUGGGAAAAUUGGAGAGAACUGGGGAUAUCGGACUUGUCAAAACCAACCUGGUCAAAACGACGAGUUCAUUUUGUGAAUCAUCUGACAUAUUCUUGAAAGACGAGGACAGACAAAUUGCUACCUUAGAUCAGGACAAAAUUAAAGAAGAAACUAUUGCUUUAUUGAAGAAAACAUGCCAGUCUGAUGUUGCCACGAACUACAAACUCGAUUUGGUGAAAGAAAUUCCAGGUUCAGUUCAAAACAAGACUCAUCAGACAGAAUUAAACAACCUGAAAGCGAAAGCCCAGCACAUUUUGAGCGAGACAGAUGAGUCUCAAAGAAAUGAUGUUUCUUCAGUCAGCAUCACGCAGCAGAUGAAGAAAGAAGCUGAAGAUACAGAGUCGUCUCGGGAAACCCCUCGUUUCUCUGUGCGCUUUGAGCAGGACAGCACCGGUGCAGAUGAACAUCACGAGCUUCUUUCAUUCUUGAGCAGCCGUGACCUCCAGCCGGAGUUCCUGCUUCUGUACAGGGCUUACCCAGAAUUCCUCAUGUCACAUUUCGAGGGUCACUCUGAUGAAGAGGAGAUAGUGGCGUAUUUAGGCGCUGUCCGAGAACUGGCGCGAAAGAAGCGUGCCUCGUGGGCUCAGAGCCGAAUUUGUUUUCUUCUUGGACAGCUUUGUGCAGGAAGGUCAAAGUUCUCUCAAGCUCGGGUUUAUUUCGAGGAAGCCUUGAAUGUACCCAGGGACUGUUUCACAGACAUGUUUCUGCUCUCUGCCAUUUACUCCAACCUGGCAAUCAUCUACCUGACACAGAAGAACCAUGAAAAAUGUUUCAGUUUUUCGGAGCGCUGGUCCGCUUUGUUGAUGGCUGUCCCGGAUUGUUUGUUUGGCUGUGAGGAUCCUGAGGUAUUAAAAUAUGUACUAAAAAAAGCUGUGCUGGCUAAGAAUCAGCCUGCUGAGGCACGGGCCUGCUUCCUCCUGGCGAAGCUCCACCUGAAGCUUAAAGACGGCGCCAGUGCAAUCCCAUUCAUUGAAAGGCUUUGGAUCCUUGUUGAUGAAGUUCCCGAGGCAUGUGACGAGACAUUGAGCCAAGUUUUCCUGGUGUUAGCAAGACUCUACAGUGACCAGAGACAGCCACGCUUGGCUGAAAGCUGUGCAAAGCGAGCAUCGCUUCAGGUAGGAGCCACUGCGUCACACUGUCUUUGUAGUAUCUCUCUAUUGUUGGAAAAUGCAUCAGAGCUGUAUGGAGUGGCCAUCCCAACACAAGUGGCUCCAUACCUGACCCGUGCCACUGCUUUAGGGCCCUCCAGUAAGGAGCCUGUGCUGGGUCAUAUCCACGCUCUGUGUUUGUCCUGGCUUUUCCACAUCCACAGCAUGCCUGACAGAGCUGUUCGCUACAUGUCCACUGUCCUCGACCACGGCGGCAUGUCCAGUGUUGGCCAGUCAGACACUACAGCUGCUCUCCUGUGGUUGGCGUGGCUGUACAUCUGCGACCAGCAACCCGGCACAGCCCUGGAAGUGCUAGACGUCGUGCUGUCAUCGCUUCCCGAGCACUGUACUACUCAGCUGGAAGGAGUGGUUUACAACAUGCGGGCCAUUUCAUACAGACAUUCAGCGGACAUCCGACAGGCCGCUGAGAGCUACCGGGCUGCAAUUGAGAUAUGCGAGGAGUUUGAGGAUAGACGCAACUGGGCCAUAGCACUGGCCAACUUUGGAUUCAUGUGUUUGCAAAUCAAGGCGAAACGACUGGCAGAGGAAUACCUCACUCAGUCAGUGGAGCUGUUCUCCGAGCUCGAGGACGAAGAGCAUGAACUCAGUUUUAUUUUAGUGCUUCUGGAGUUGGGGAAACACUUCGUUUCCCGAGGAAACCAUGAGAGUGGCAAGAUAUACUACGAAUGGGCCUUACUGAGUGCCAUAUUUAUCAAUCACAUUGAUAGCCAGCUGCAGGCCACACGUCACCUGUGUGAGCUUUAUGAGGAGGUGUGUCCGGAUGAAGCCCAGUGUAUCAUCUACAACGAGCACCAGCUGAACCUUCUUCAGCGGAUAGGAGACAAGAGCUCAGAGGGAGAGAUACUGGAGAAGAUCAGCCAGCUGUACCUGAACCUGGCUACCGAGAAAGCCAAUAGAGCUGCUUUAGAUUACACCAAACGAAGCCUGGCCAUCUUCAUCGACUUGGGCAGAAAACGCAAGGAGGCUCAUGCCUGGUUAAAGGCUGGAAAGAUUUACCAUAUCCUGCAACAGACAGAGCUAGUGGACCUCUACGUGCAGGUAGCCCAGGACAUGGCUUUGAGCACAGGAGACACGCUCUUCACCCUGGAGAUGUUGGAGGCAGCUGGAGAUGUGUUCUUCAACAGUUCACAGGACAGGGAGAAAGCCAUCUGCUUUUACAGGGACCGAGCCCUUCCCAUCGCGGUGAAGACGAGCAGCGUGCGCUCUCAGCUCAGACUGUGUAAUAAACUUUCAGAGCUCCUGCUGCAGCUGGGACAGUGUUCAGAGGCCAUCGAGUACGCUCAAACUGCACUAGACAUUAGCUUGAGUCUGGCUGACGGGUUAAAUGAGCGGGUGGCCUUCCAUCGACUCGCCACACUGUAUCAUUGUCUGGGUCAGUUUGAAAUGGCAGAGCACCACUUUUUGAAAGCCCUGUCCCUGUGCCCCUCACCCCUGCAGUACGACGAGGAAGCCCUGUACUACGUCAGGGUUUACAAAACGCUUGGAGACAUCGUCUUCUAUGAUGUGAAGGACCCAUUCGAUGCCGCUGGCUAUUAUCACUUGGCUCUGGCUGCUGCUAUGGAUCUGGGCAACAAGAGGUCUCAGCUAGAGCUGUGCACUCAGUUGGCCACCAUCUAUCACAACUGUCUCAUGGACCGCGAACUCUCGCUGUUUUUCUACCAGCGAGCGAGAGUUUUUGCUAACGAUCUCCACAUUCGCCGUAUCAACCUGGCACCAGACUACAGCUUCAGCACCACAGCCCAGUACAAAAACAAAAUAACUGGGGCAACAAGAUAGAGCCGGGCCGUAAUGGGAUACGAAACUUCCAUGCGCGCUUCUGAUCCGACCCGUGUGUGAAUUUCCCAUGUUUACUUUUAUUCGCUGGAUGUUCUGUGUAUUAGUUGAUUUACGGGAUGUCUGACUCAUGACGCAUGUCGAUUGGUCCGGCGGGUGUUUACUGGAGUGUAAACAAUACAACUUUCAGGCACUGUCCAUUUGGCUUAAUACCCAAUGUUGGAAGUAACCAAAAACACUGAUACAACUUUCUUUCUUGUGGAAAAUAAUAGUCAUGUAAAAUUGUAGAAUUUGUUGUUUUUGGUUUUCCGUUCUGUAAAAUCUCAUUACCUUGAUUUGACACAUGCGAGUGAUGUCAGUGAACACAUCUUACCUCAACAAGGGCUGUUCUGUUUAAGUGCAGAGAAUGACAGGAGUUAUAGUUUUAAAUAAACAUUGUGCCUGGUGAAACACACGACUUGGUCCAAGCCCUCCCAGGGAAAACAAAUCCACCGGCAUAGCAGGGUCCAGUGCCUCGGCUAAAAACAUCCCUUGGUCACCAAUAAAAAGUGGAUGUAAUAUGUAAUUGCUUACAGGAUGAAUCUAAGUCAUUUUUUAAAAAUUCAAACCUUUAUGCACGUAAAGUCAAGGUCAUACAAUUCUACAAUCAGUUCUACUCUUUUGGGUUUCACCCUAACAAUAAUUCUGUUGGCAUCCAAGCAGUUUAUUAUGACUCAUAAUAAUAAUAUCAGACCUAGGCUACAGGAAUAAUUACAUUUGAAAUAAUUAUAUCUGAAUAUUUGUGAAUGUUUAUUUUGCUCCAGAUCCUUACAGUUUCAUGUGAAAGAUGUACACUAGCAUAUGCUUUCAGGUAAUGGUAAUGCAUGGUAAUUGCAAUUCAAUUCAAUUCAAAUGUAUUAUAAUUUCAAUUUAUAUUAAAUGCAAAUG
Puntigrus tetrazona (Sumatra barb) is the source of this 6675-nucleotide messenger RNA. RefSeq names its product SH3 domain and tetratricopeptide repeat-containing protein 1. NCBI's taxonomy places the organism in Eukaryota, Metazoa, Chordata, Actinopteri, Cypriniformes, Cyprinidae. The record is from RefSeq and is a predicted model, not a curated record. The coding region runs from base 1783 to 5751 and encodes 1322 amino acids. Gene Ontology annotation, molecular function: protein binding. The transcript is spliced from 18 exons.